Molecule: messenger RNA, 927 nt
Organism: Cordyceps militaris CM01
Lineage: Eukaryota; Fungi; Ascomycota; Sordariomycetes; Hypocreales; Cordycipitaceae
Product: dihydrodipicolinate synthetase
Exons: 1
Coding region: 1-927 (308 amino acids)
Molecular function (GO): 4-hydroxy-tetrahydrodipicolinate synthase activity
Source: RefSeq, a predicted model, not a curated record
AUGUCCAUCGAUCUCAAGGGACUCGUUCCGGCGCCGGUCACGCCUUUCACCAAAGAUGGCGCCGUGGACUACGAGGCCAUUCAGCGCCUCGGGUCUUGGCUCGGCAGCCAAAAGGGCGUCAAAGGCCUUGUGGUCCUAGGGCAUGCGGGAGAAGGCACUUUCCUCACCCAGCAGGAGCAAGUCGACACCAUUAAAGCCUUUGUCAAGUCUGUCAACAACAAGAUCCCCAUCAUAGCCGGCAUCACAGGCGAAGGAACAGAUGUCGCCGCGCAAGAAGCCAAGCGCGCUAAAGAGGCGGGCGCUCAGGCCGGCCUUCUCUACCCGUCUCACGGCUGGCUACGCUUUGGGUACCAGCCCGGCGCACCCCAGGAUCGCUACAGGGUAGUCUACGAGGUCUCGCAGCUACCUCUGAUCCUCUUCCAGUAUCCCGACAAUACAAAGGCCAACUACAGCUUGCAAACCCUCCUCGACAUUUCUGCGCAGCCUGGUGUUAUUGCGAUGAAAAAUGGCGUGAGAAACAUGAGGCGAUGGGAUACAGAGAUUCCCAUCUUCCGCCGGGAGCGACCAAACGUGCCCGUCCUGACCUGCCACGACGAGUACCUCUUGCACACGGUCUUUGACGUGGACGGCAUGCUCGUCGGCUACGGAAAUAUUGCGCCCGAAUCGCUGUACGAGAUGAUUCUGGCCGGCAAGUCCAAGGACUACAAGCGCGCAAGGGAGCUGCACGACCAACUCCUGCCAGUUACCAAGGCAGUGUACCACAGAGGUUCGCAUAUGGAAGGCACCGUGGCUUUGAAGCAUGCCCUUGUUGCGCGGGGAAUUUUGUCGCAUGCGACUUUGAGGUCGCCGCCGAUGCCGCUUCCAGACGGCGCCGAGGCGGAGAUUCACUCUGCAAUCGCCUCCGCAGCGCUCAGCAAAGUUGCAUAA